AUGAGACGCGUCGCCUCCGCCGCCGCCGCCGCCGCCGCCACCGCCACCGCCCAAGCCCGCCGGAAGGCCUCCCCGCUCCGCCACCUGCUCGCGGCGCCCCUCCGGGCCCUGUCCCGCGCCCGCGACCUCUACGUCCGCAGCCUCCUCAGCUGCGCCUCCGCCGUCGGCCACGGCUACGUCGCCUGCCCGGGCGGCCAGCACGCCCCCCUCCCCCGGAGCUUCAGCGCCUGCUCGUCCCGCUCCGACGGCGGCGGGCGGGACGGCGACGGCGUCGACGACGACUUCAGGGAGCUGGUCCGGGCCGCCUCCGCCCGGACCCUGGGGUACCGCGCGGAGGACCUCGACGCCGUCGUGCGGCAGAUCAGGAGGAGCCGGUCGGGGGUGAGGGUGAUGCCGAAGAGCUGCAGCGUCGGGAUGGGGAGGAUCGAGGAGGAGGAGAGGGAGUGGGACGUCGGCGCCGGCGCCGGCGGGGAGAGGGACAGCGUCAGGCGGAGGAGCCGGAGCUCCGACGUCGUUGUAGAUUUUGGAGACACCGCGUUUUGA
This is a messenger RNA of Syzygium oleosum, 543 nucleotides long. RefSeq lists its product as uncharacterized. NCBI's taxonomy places the organism in Eukaryota, Viridiplantae, Streptophyta, Magnoliopsida, Myrtales, Myrtaceae. The transcript has a single exon. Bases 1 to 543 code for a protein of 180 amino acids. The record is from RefSeq and is a predicted model, not a curated record.